AUGGUAACAACAAAGUCGCGCACCUCUACGAAGGCUGCAAAGAACUCUCCAGAUGUCCCGACUCGAAACCUGCCCGCCAAAACCUUCAUCAUCGACAAUGGCGCCUAUACAAUGAAAGCGGGCUACGCCUGUGAUCCCUCGUCCUCCUCCGAAGAAGCCCUAUCCAACUGCUCCACGAUACCAAACGCGAUAGUUAAGACUCGAGAUAACCGGAUAUGGACCGCUGCACAGCUUGCAACCCAUGUCACGGACUGGAAUGAGGCAGUGUUCCGCCGCCCGGUCGAGAAGGGAUAUAUUGUGAAUUGGGAAGCGGAGAGGGAGAUUUGGGACCAGACGUUCUUCGAGGAGAAGGCGACAGCGCGGAAUAAGCUGCUUCGAAUUACUCACCCGGAGGAAACCACUCUGGUGCUUACCGAGGCUCCAAAUAACCUCCCGGUGUUGCAGCGAAAUACGGAUGAGAUGGUUAUGGAGGAAUGGGGGUUUGGAGGCUAUGUGAGAUGCUUGGGUCCGACACUCAAUGCUUGGAAUGAAGUCAAUUCGCUAUUCGGUGACCCUCUCACCCAGUCCGACUCCGAUAUCAUGCCCAAGGACUGCCUCCUGGUCGUCGAUUCGGGAUACUCCCAUACAACAGUGACACCCGUAUACAAAGGCCAGCCCAUUCAACGUGCCAUCCGACGGCUCGAUGUCGGUGGCAAGUUCCUUACAAACUACUUGAAAGAGAUCGUAUCCAUGCGCCAAUACAACAUGGUAGACGAGACAUACAUCAUGAACGAAGUCAAAGAGGCUGUCUGUUUCGUCAGCAAUGAUUUCACGGCCGACAUGGAACGAACCUGGAAGGCUAAUCGCAAGCGCGAAGAAGCCCAAAGCGUGGUAGUAGACUACGUGCUUCCAGAUCCAAAUGCUCACAAGAAGGGCUUCAUGCGCCCACAUGAUCCACUCUUGCAUGCAAAGAAAAAGAAGGGUGCGCUUUCUGGUCUCAGUGCAGAGAUUUUGUCUGAGGAUGUGCUGGUUCUGGGCAACGAAAGGUUUACUGUCCCGGAGCUUCUGUUCAAACCCAGUGAUAUCGGGAUGCAGCAAGCUGGUAUCCCAGAUAUGAUUCUUCAGAGCUUGUCGGUAUUGCCGCCUGGAUUGCAUGCCGCCUUCUUGGCGAAUGUGUUAGUUGUUGGUGGUAAUUCUUGCAUUCCGGGCUUCAUGGAACGGCUUGAAAAUGAUAUCCGCGGGAUUGCCUCAUCAGAAUGUGUGGUUCGCGUUCGACAGGCCGAGGAUCCUUUCCGCUUUACUUGGCUCGGCGGGUCUCGUUUCGCGAGCAACCGUGAGGAACUUGGCAAGUUGGCCAUUACCCGCCAGGAAUACCAGGAAUAUGGAUCAGGAUGGGCUGGCCGACGAUUUGCCGGUAUGAUAUGA
Molecule: messenger RNA, 1404 nt
Organism: Penicillium daleae
Lineage: Eukaryota; Fungi; Ascomycota; Eurotiomycetes; Eurotiales; Aspergillaceae
Gene: arp6
Product: actin family protein
Exons: 4
Coding region: 1-1404 (467 amino acids)
Cellular component (GO): Swr1 complex
Molecular function (GO): nucleosome binding
Source: RefSeq, a predicted model, not a curated record